AUGGGCAAGAUUCCAGAGCUUUCUUCCUCCCUCAGCCAAGCUCAGCAGGUCAAUUCGAAGACCAAAUCAGGUCUCGAAAGCCGAAUCGACCGGAGAACAUGUCGAAGUCGCCAGGUCUGGUGCCGACUACCGUCGAAUUACCUCAAGGGUCAAGCAUGCGGUAUAUCGACAGAAGAGACGCCAGAGCCUCGAGACGAGUUUCCUAGUACACCUGCCGAGAUGGUCCAAGCUCAAUCCCGCGGCGGCGUGGUGGGUGGAGCUCCGAGCAUCAACACGCCGAAGCCAGCCAAUUCCCUGCCGACAACCGCUGUCCCCUUCCACGUCGCUGCCAUGCUCUCUGGAAUUCUCAUCUUCAACCAAAAGGGUGAGAACCUCAUCUUUCGCGCCUUCCGCAACGACUGCCGCCCGCGACUUGCCGAUGUCUUCCGCAUUCAGGUCAUCUCCAACGCCCAAGUACGCUCGCCCAUCCUCACCCUUGGCUCCACCACCUUUAGCCAUGUCAAACACGAGAACAUAUACCUGGUCGCCGUGACCAAGAGCAAUGCCAAUGCGGCGCUCGUAUUUGAGUUUCUGUACCGCUUGGUGGGAUUGGGAAAGGCUUACUUCGGCAAGUUCGACGAGGAGGCCGUCAAGAACAACUUCGUACUGGUCUAUGAGCUACUGGACGAGAUUCUGGAUUUUGGAUACCCACAGAAUACAGAGACAGACACGUUGAAGAUGUACAUUACAACUGAAGGUGUCAAGUCGGAAAGGGCAAUGGAGGACUCCUCGAAGAUCACAAUGCAAGCAACUGGUGCCCUUUCCUGGCGGCGGGCCGAUAUCAAGUACCGCAAGAACGAAGCCUUCGUCGAUGUCAUCGAGGACGUCAACCUGCUCAUGUCUGCGACCGGAACGGUACUGCGAGCCGACGUGAACGGACAGAUCAUAAUGCGCGCAUAUCUCUCGGGCACACCCGAGUGCAAGUUCGGCCUCAACGACCGACUAACGCUGGGCGAAGAUCACCUACAACAACCGUCUGGAAACAAGGCAGGCGCGAAGGCUACAAGGGCGGCAGCGGGAAGUGUGACGUUGGAAGACUGUCAAUUCCACCAAUGCGUGAAGCUGGGCAAGUUCGAUGCGGACAGGAUAAUAUCCUUUGUUCCGCCCGACGGCGAGUUCGAGCUGAUGCGCUACCGAGCGACUGAGAACGUGAACCUGCCUUUCAAGGUGCACGCCAUUGUCAACGAGGUUGGCAAGACAAAGGUUGAAUACAGCAUCGCCAUUCGCGCCAACUAUGGCUCCAAACUUUUUGCGACAAACGUUGUCGUGCGGAUACCAACACCCCUCAACACGGCGCGCAUCACCGAGCGGACAUCACAAGGCAAAGCCAAGUACGAGCCGGAGCACAACAACAUCGUCUGGAAGAUACCGAGAUUCACAGGGCAAAGCGAGUUUGUGCUGAGUGCCGAGGCCAGCCUGACCAGCAUGACCAACCAGAAGGCGUGGUCCCGACCACCGCUCAAUCUGAGCUUCUCGUUGUUGAUGUUCACGAGUUCGGGGCUACUUGUGCGAUACCUGAAGGUGUUUGAGAAGAGCAACUACAGCAGUGUAAAGUGGGUGCGCUACAUGACGAGAGCGGGUAAUUAUGAAAUAAGACACCGGCACAUUCACAAGACAACUCUAUUGUUCUUCCAAUUUUUGAACAAGCGUUACUGUCGCUCCUCUAUGGAGGGUGUGGCUGCCUUCUCGUUGGCGUGCAAUGUUAUACAAAUUGCCGAACUCUCUCGAAAGAUCAUCGCAACCGCGAAGGAGAUCCAAACUUCUCGCAACGGCUUACCCAAAGACCACGAAGAUCUACGUGCAGCUGUGGAGAUCCUACGUCGAGAUGUUGCGGACCUGCAGCAAAAUUACAACGGCGAUAUCCUCCAGAGUCUUGCUGUUCAAAGCGAGGUCGCUAUAAACGAGCACAUAGCCCUCUUGGAUUCGCUUCGACUGGAAGGACCCCGAACCUUCCUUCGUGCCUCGGCUGUAGCCUUCAAAGCACGGCGCAAGCAGCGCCAGCUGUACGAGUCUCAGGCGAAAGUUGACCGACUAUCGGAAGAGCUCAAGACACACAUUGUCAUGACCCGUAUCCCGAACAUAGAUCGCAAUGUGGAUUACCUUGGCGAUAAAUUAGCGUCACACAAUCUCUCGAUAGAUCAUGAUAUGAAGAUCAUCGAGCAGCACCUGAACAGGGUUCAUAAAGUAACUGAAAAUAACUCGAACACCGCGAAUGCUACAUCAGAGCUCGUUAGAGAGUUACAGCGAUGGCUCAAAGAUCAACAAGGAGCCCAGGCGAAUAGGCAGUGUCUAUACUCACUCUACUUCCCAGAAAUCCGGAGUAGAGCCGAUCAAGUAAAGCGAGCGCAUGAGGACACGUUUGGUUGGAUAUUCGAUGGGGCUGGUGACCUAUCUGAAUCUAUUCACAAGAGCAAGUUCAAGAAAUGGUUACGGCUGGACGAUCCUAGCAGAAACGUGUUUUGGGUGUACGGAAAACCUGGCGCUGGGAAGAGUACUUUGAUCAAGUUCAUUGCUACUCACCCGGAUAUGAGAUUGCACUGUCAAUCCUGGCUGGGAUCGCGCUCAUUGCUUGUCAUCGACUGUUACCUCUGGAGGCAAGGAACGAUUCUGCAACGAUCAUUCAGGGGAGUUUUGCAAUCAAUACUCUACCAGGCUCUUAAGGAAUGUCCUCAGCUCAUUCCAAAAGUCUUCCCCCGACGCGAAUGGACGCACGCCGGAACAGAUUUUCGAUUUCCACAGGACAUUCUGUGGAGCAGUUUUCAGGAUCUUUUGAACUUGGCGCCGAGCUUCAACAUCUUCCUGUUGUUCAUCAUCGAUGGUCUCGACGAAUUUGACGACCGUGUAGAGGUACUCAACAGUUCGGCACCGGAUGUACAGGACUUGCUACGUCUGCUUCGCGCUAUACAGGCAUGUCCCUCAGCAAAGCUUUGCGUGGCUAGUCGGCCCCUAAAUGAGUUUGAGAUUCAUUUGGGAAAGGAUAGAGACUUCUGCAUACCCGUACACGACUUGACCUCAAGAGACAUCAAAACGUAUACCGAAGAUACACUGAGCAAACACCCUGCGUUUGCGCAACUCGUAUUACAGGAUCCCGGCUAUUCAACCCUCAUCGCAGAUAUCACCUCCGCUGCAGAAGGAGUUUUCCUAUGGGUCUACCUCGCAUGCAAUUCUUUGUUUAACGGAUUGACUAACGCGGACCGGGUUUCUGACCUCCAAGGGCGGCUGAUGCGUCUUCCCCGCGAAUUGGAUGAAAUGUACAUGCAUAUACUGUCGACUAUUGAGCCUGAGUAUCGCAGAAACACCGCCCGCUCACUCUUACUAUGUACAAUGCCCGAACAGCAGACACUCCUUACACACCAUUACUUGGACGAUGAAAGUCGCAAACAGAUAUUAGAUGCCCCGAGCCUUCAACAGUUCAUGAACGGUGAAGACAUGGUAUUGUUUGCGGCCACAGUUCGCAGAAGAUUCCACGCGCGCAGUAGAGGGCUGUUAGAAUUCAGGGCCCGAUGGGACCAUCAGAGCGAUGAGUUUCAUGGAGUUCAGCACGAGAUGUCAAAGCUGAGAAACGAAUGUGUUGGACUAGCACACAGAUCUAUGGCAGAACUCCUUGACAGAAAUGAUAUGAGACACCAGAUCAUGACCGAAGCCGGUAUGGCAUUCGAAAUGCCUGAGCUUUAUGCCCAAGCAUUGAUGGCCACUCUCAAGGCACAGGUAUCUAUCGCAUGGACGCUUGAUUCGAUUCAAGAUAGCGGCAUUCACUUCGGGAAGAAAGAUCUGUAUGAUGUGGAAAGAAAUAUCUGCGCUCUACUGCACAAGUUAGUGCCAAUUGUGGAACAGGCAGAGGAAGAGCAGAUGAAAGCACACUGGUCCAAACUUGACGAUUUCCUCAACUUCCCACCCACACAGGAGUUGAAUCUCCAGGCUAUCAUCAUGAACUCUGUCUCUAAAGAGCUUGUUCCCGACAUUUUCGCCGUGGCUGUCGCCUAUCGCGCACCCAAGUAUUAUCUCUACUCUGGAGUUACUCGAUGGACCCGUCAACGUCUCGACUUUACCAAGUGA
Messenger RNA from Alternaria triticimaculans, 4095 nucleotides. RefSeq lists its product as uncharacterized. Gene Ontology annotation, molecular function: clathrin-cargo adaptor activity. Gene Ontology annotation, biological process: intracellular protein transport; clathrin-dependent endocytosis. The transcript has 7 exons. NCBI's taxonomy places the organism in Eukaryota, Fungi, Ascomycota, Dothideomycetes, Pleosporales, Pleosporaceae. The coding region runs from base 1 to 4095 and encodes 1364 amino acids. The record is from RefSeq and is a predicted model, not a curated record. Gene Ontology annotation, cellular component: AP-2 adaptor complex; cytoplasmic vesicle.